This is a messenger RNA of Scleropages formosus (Asian bonytongue), 1452 nucleotides long. It is a transcript of the gene lsm2, whose product is annotated as smx5. Gene Ontology annotation, molecular function: RNA binding. Gene Ontology annotation, biological process: mRNA splicing, via spliceosome. The transcript has 5 exons. NCBI's taxonomy places the organism in Eukaryota, Metazoa, Chordata, Actinopteri, Osteoglossiformes, Osteoglossidae. Bases 56 to 343 code for a protein of 95 amino acids. Gene Ontology annotation, cellular component: catalytic step 2 spliceosome; precatalytic spliceosome; U4/U6 x U5 tri-snRNP complex. The record is from RefSeq and is a predicted model, not a curated record.
GCAGCGGAUUGCGCGGUUACCACUCGCGGGUGGUGGUGGCGGAGCUUGUGCGAAAAUGUUGUUUUACUCCUUCUUCAAGUCCUUGGUGGGGAAAGACGUGGUCGUGGAGCUAAAAAAUGACCUGAGCAUCUGUGGGACGCUCCAUUCAGUUGAUCAGUACCUGAAUAUCAAACUUACAGACAUAAGCGUGACAGAUCCUGAAAAGUAUCCACACAUGUUGUCUGUGAAGAACUGCUUCAUCCGUGGGUCGGUGGUGCGGUACGUCCAACUUCCUGCUGAUGAGGUGGAUACACAGCUGCUGCAAGAUGCUGCGCGCAAGGAGGCCAUGCAGCAGAAGCAAUGAUUCUUCUUGGGCUCGGAUGGUCCUGGGUUAUUGUCACCGUUUGAAGGCCACGGAUCGUAAAAUGGGUCUAUUACACGCUUAAUUUGUUAUUUUGUUAUUGUAAUCGGUGGUGUUAUAUUGGAUUUAAUUUCCCACUUUCUGUAGUCUCGAAAUUCUUUCCAGAUGGCUGCAGUCUCAAAAUAUUCAUCCUGUUAGGUUUGUGUACUGGCAAAUUAGGUUUGAAUUUUAAUACCUUUACUUUGUCUGGCAAGAUGGAAGCCUAAAAGCUACCUCCAAACAUGAAGCUGGAUGGGUCAGCAUUUCAUACAUUUAUCAUGUACUUAUUCUUGUCUUACAUUGAAUAGUGUCCCCUAUUUUGGUAUCAAGUGUCAACUGUGGGUUUAAUUUGUAAUUUUUUUUUUUUAAAACCUUUAAAUGAGAAAUAAACUUGGAUAUCUUUAUUUGGCAUCAGCAUUUUGAGGAUAAACCAUGGUAUAAAACACCAGUACGAACAGAUUCUUUAUCAAUAUGGGGAGCUAUAAUUAGAAGCUUAAAACGGGCCACCAUCUCAGUACAGAAAAUCAACACGCAAAUUUGCUCAAAGGCACGAAAAAAUUGGCCUGAAUAAUGCAAAUCGAAGUGCAAAAGAAACCAGGGAGUUCUUUUCAACUGUAAUAUUUAUGUUGUGACUAUUUUCUCUAAUGUGGAGCAGGCAGAGUUACUUGGUUUUGGAAAAUAUUUUCAUACUAUUGAUGAUGUAACUCUUCUUCUUUACUUCCAGUCUUUCCCAGGCAGUUUCUUUCAGCUUACUUUUCGCUCCACAACCUGUACAUACACAAGGUGCAAUCCGUUCUUCCUAAAACAUUUGCAUAUGGAAUAGGGCAUCCUUUAAAAAUAUGAAUUAGCCAUGUACAAUUUUGUGGACUCUUUAGAUAAACAAGAUGUGUGCUUUCAAAAGGUUUUAUUUAUCAUAAAAUAUACUUAUGUUUUUGUUAUUUUGAUAUAAUGGUAGUUUUGUUGUAGUUAGAAUUUAAAAGAUGUUUUGUAAACCCCCUUCUCACAUUUCACGGAUGCAGAAAGAGCAGUUCACAAUUUCUCAAAUUGGGAUGGCUCAUAAAAUGUUAAACUCA